Molecule: messenger RNA, 2447 nt
Organism: Erigeron canadensis
Lineage: Eukaryota; Viridiplantae; Streptophyta; Magnoliopsida; Asterales; Asteraceae
Product: protein S-acyltransferase 21-like
Exons: 10
Coding region: 329-2263 (644 amino acids)
Biological process (GO): peptidyl-L-cysteine S-palmitoylation; protein targeting to membrane
Cellular component (GO): endoplasmic reticulum; Golgi apparatus
Molecular function (GO): protein-cysteine S-palmitoyltransferase activity
Source: RefSeq, a predicted model, not a curated record
CACACACUCACCACUUAAAGUUAAAGUUUAACCCCAACUAAUAUUCAUAAUCAUCAUACUAAUUAAUUAUACCCCGUUAACCCCUCAAACAAAAAAAAAAAGGAAGAUAAUAUUCAAAUGCAUUGAUCGACAUAUGAAAAACCCUAGAAUUAAUUAUCCGGGUCGGGUAGUUUGACCGUUUUAGCAUCUGGGUCAAGAUCAAUUCUUGUACUUGAUGACACUUUAUAUAUGUUCUAGACUAGAUAAUGAGAGUCAACUGUUAAUUAAUGGUGUUUUUUUGAUUUAAAGAGAUUGUUUUUUUUCUAUUUUUUAAAUUAUAGUUAGUCAAAUGGCAAGGCGCCAUGGAUGGGAACUUCCUGCUCAUACUUUCCAGGUUGUGGCUAUUACAGUCUUUUUCUUGUUGUCAGUUGCCUUCUAUGCAUUUUUCUCUCCUUUUCUUGGAAAGGACAUCUAUGAGCAUGUUGCGAUCGGUGUUUAUUCGUUCUUGGCUCUAAGUGUGUUUAUCCUCUACGUAAGAUGCACAGCUAUUGACCCUGCUGAUCCCGGCAUUCUAAUUGAGCCAGGAAGGCCAUCACCAAAUAGAUCACAAAAUGGUACAGAAGUUCCUGCAAAUGCGUCUUCUGUUGGGGAACUUAGCAAGUCAGGAUUUGGAAAUGGAGGAAUAUACGAUAACGGUAGCCCGGGUUGUUGCUCAAAAGUUGCGGUGGUCCUUUGUGGGUGUAUUGUCAAAGAAGAUUGCCGUAAUGAUGAAGAGAUGCAACAAGGAGGAGAAGAGGAGGCUUUAUUCUGCACGUUGUGCAAUGCAGAGGUGCGUAAGUUCAGCAAACACUGCAGAAGUUGUGAUAAAUGUGUUGAUGGAUUUGAUCAUCAUUGUCGGUGGUUGAACAAUUGUGUAGGGAGGAAAAAUUACUUCACAUUUGUCUGCUUAAUGGCUGUGGGCCUUGUUUGGCUUACUUUUGAAUGUGGGGUUGGUAUUGCUGUGCUUGUUCGAUGCUUUGUUAAUAAACGGGCGACAGAGGACCAGAUUGCUGAUAGACUUGGAGAUGGAUUUAGUCGGGCCCCAUUUGCAACGGUUGUGGCUAUAUGUACAGUGGUUUCCUUUCUAGCCACUAUUCCCCUAGGAGAGCUCUUCUUCUUUCACAUAAUUUUAAUCCGCAAGGGUAUCACAACAUAUGAAUAUGUUGUUGCAAUGAGGACCCAAAGUGAGCCUCCAGGACCUUCAAUAGACGGGAUGGAUCAACAAAGCUUGCAAUCCUCACCCACCAGCUCUGCUGUCACUGCGAUGAGUGGUCGAAGCUCUGUUGGCUUGGGUUUGCAGUAUAAAGGUGCUUGGUGCACCCCUCCAAGAAUCUUUAUGGAUCAUCAGGAUGAAGUCAUUCCCCAUCUAGAACCUGGCCGGCUUCCAUCAACAGUUGAUCCAGAUGCGGUCCAGCCGCCUGAUAAGGGUAAACGACCACCUAGCCGCCCAGUUCGAAUCAGCGCUUGGAAGCUUGCAAAACUUGACUCAGCCGAAGCCAUGAAAGCUGGUGCAAAGGCUCGAGCCUCCUCGUCUGUUCUGCGUCCACUAGGCUCUAAACCAAAUCAGUACGAUCAUGAUCACUUAUCUAGCAGCAAUGUGAGCAUAAAAAGCAGCCCGAAUAGUGCUCAUCACCACCGUUAUCACGACUCGAAAAGCUCGUAUCCACCUAGUCGAGCUAGCCGGGAUGAUACAGAAACUUGUGCUCAUAGCGUUGUUAGUAAUUUGAGCAGCCCACAGCCAGCUAGGGACCAUUUUAACCCAAUGUACCAGUCCUCCGGAAACCAGUCUCCUUGGUCUAACGAGCCCGUACCAGUGGCUGUGCCAUUGCCAGUGCCUGUGCCUGCAGUGGCACCUCCACCGGUGCGGCUCCCACAGCCUCCCAGGAGAAACGUGGUGGUCAAUGAAGGGAUGAGAUCAUCCUCUGUAUAUUGGGAUCAAGAAGCAGGCCGGUUCGUGUCUGCUGCGACGGUGAAGACCGUAGGUGGUGGCUCUACCUCUCAGGGUGGUUCUGGAACCGAGCUUACAUACACGGGUCAAUCGAUUUUCUUUGGUGGGCCUCUUGUGGGACCUAGUGGCGGUGGUGGUACACAUAGGGAAACCACCACCACCACCACCACAAAUGCUGCCAUAACAACCAACACGUCGAGUUAUUAUCAGCAGGGCAGAUCACAGCGGGGCGGACAGCUUCCUGUGUUUGUUCCAAGUGAUUCUUCCCAGCAGCAAAGAUUACAUAGAGACAUCUAACUUUGUAAACCCCCAACUAGAUUUGUUCGUUACUUGUAGAGUUGUUUUACUUUGACUUUUUGAAUUUUCAAAAGUUUGACUUCUUUACAAAACAUUGUGCUGAUUCUGAACUUGAUUGCGUUUUGUUGUAUCUGAAUUGUUUAUUAUGACCUAAAGUUUAGAUCAUAAUAAUCAAUUUUGAGUA